Molecule: messenger RNA, 2155 nt
Organism: Olea europaea var. sylvestris
Lineage: Eukaryota; Viridiplantae; Streptophyta; Magnoliopsida; Lamiales; Oleaceae
Exons: 1
Coding region: 558-2012 (484 amino acids)
Source: RefSeq, a predicted model, not a curated record
CUCCACUUAUGACACACAAACAAGAAAAAGAGAGAGGAGUAAGUGUGAAUAUUUACCUAAUGAGAGAGAAGGAGAAAUAUAGGGAAGAAAAAGUCAUUUGCUUCUGUUUUAUUUCUUUAUCUGUUCAAAAGUUUAUCUUUCCAAGUUGAACUCUUCAAAAUCUUGAAACGGUGAUCAUUUAUAUACCUGUUUCUCUGUGACUGAGUGAGAAUACAUGGAAAUAGAAUUAAGAGGGUUUACCUUUCGUUCUGAGUUUGAUUCCACAAACUGUCACAUCUGAUCCUAUUUGCAUCACUUGGGCAUAUGAAGCUAUAAAUUUUAUGAUCUGUACCCAAUCCCACAUACAUGAUUUGAACUUUCUCAAGUUUGUUUUAUACUCUAAUUCUAUUUUCUGAUCUGGGUUUUUUUAUUUUUUUUUUAUUUUUGUUCCUCUGUUUGUUGAACUAUUUGGGUGGGGUUGGAUCAAGAACUUCUGCAUUAUUUUACAAUUUGGGUAAACGAUUUCUUGCUGUUCUUGAUUUUAGUAUUGGGUUUUUGUUGGUGGAUCGAGUAAUUCAAUGGAAGUGAAUCGUGUAAUUUCUAAUUCUGCGGAAUCAGAGGAAAAAGUUGAAGCAAACAUGAAAAAGAUGACGUUUGUUAAUGGUGGUGGAAAGAAUUUCGUCGAAGAGUCAAAGGUUGUCGAAUUUGGAAAUGGGCAAUCAAGUUAUGUUCUAAGAGGAAAUCCCAAGAAAACAUGGAGGGCUGUCGAUUCGACCUCUCCCUUGCCACCUGAUAAGGUCUGCAAAGAAUGUGGUAAAGGGUUUCAAUCAAUGAAAGCAUUGUGUGGUCAUAUGGCGUGUCAUUCGGCGAAGGACGAUAAUUCUUGGACAGUGAUGGACAGUCAUUCGGAUACUGAGGUCGAGGAUUCUAGGCUGAGAACAAGAUCUGUAAAGAGUAAGAGGUACAAGAAUGUACUUGUUAAGUCAUCUUCUUUUUCUUUAGCUAAUGGUUCUUCGUCUGUUUCUGAACAAGAGGAUGUAGCCUUGUGUUUAAUGAUGUUGUCCAGGGAUUCUGGGAAGGUGAAUUCAAUGGUCGAGUUUUCUGAUAAUAAUUCAGUUGUUCUCGAGACCAAAUCUUCGUCCAUUGACACGAAAAUUUGUAGAAGCGAAUGCCUAGAAUAUGUUCACAAUGUAGAUGAGACUCCUCAAAUGAAGAAAAUCGCUGAUAGGAAAUCAAAAGCUAUCGCUUUGGAUGAUGACAUUGCUCAAACAGACAAUUCAGAUUCCGGUUAUUUCUUAGAUGAAUGUUCUAAGGUUGACUCUGAUGUAUCAGUUGAUGGAUUCUUUAGAAACAGUUCUUUUAAUGAUUCCAAGAAGCUAUGUAUCAGGAAGAACUUGUUUGGAGUCGAGCAUUUUGAAACAGAGAUAGGGAAAGAAUUUAUGAAGGAACAUGAAUAUGGGAUGACUUGGAAUUCUGCGAAGAUUGAAUCACGAAGGAAGGAGUAUAUUUCUGAGAGUAGGAAGAUGGAGAAUGGUUCUUCACAAGUACGCAAUAAGGCUCAGACGAGAAGUAAAUAUGAAUGCUUGAACUGUAAAAAGACCUUCAACUCUUAUCAGGCUCUUGGAGGCCAUAGACCCUGCCCUAAAAGAAGCAAUGUUCGUUCUGAAUCACAGUAUGAAACUAGUGAAAACAACCUAGACGACAACUCUCUUGAUAUCAGAUUUGCACGUAACCAAUGUGGAUUAGUUAGCAAUAAGAAACCAAUUGCUAAAAAUUCAUCCAACAAUUCGGAGAAAAAAGUUAAGCCUAAGAAAAACAAAGUGCACAUAUGUCCAUUCUGCCACAAGGUUUACAAGAAUGGCCAGGCUUUAGGGGGGCACAAGAGAUCUCAUCUUAUCAGUGGUCACUGGAAGAAAAACAAUCAAAUUCAACAAAUCAAGCCCGAUCUUCCCAAUUUACUUGAUCUUAAUCUUCCAGCUCCAGCGGAGGAUGAGGAUGAUGUGCUGCCAAUUCUUCCACAGCAGUUCGGAUAACCUGAUGGACAAUUAUCCUCAUUAUGCACUGUUUGCUGAUAUCAAAGAUGGUGCUGGAAUUGCAAUUAAUUUUGUUUCAUGUCGACUCGAUUUUUUUACUUUAAAUUCAUCUAUCAUUUUCGUUAUAAACAUUGAUAUUUGCA